Molecule: messenger RNA, 2809 nt
Organism: Onychostoma macrolepis
Lineage: Eukaryota; Metazoa; Chordata; Actinopteri; Cypriniformes; Cyprinidae
Product: gastrula zinc finger protein XlCGF57.1-like
Exons: 2
Coding region: 1535-2809 (424 amino acids)
Cellular component (GO): nucleus
Source: RefSeq, a predicted model, not a curated record
UUUUAUAUUUUAUUUAAUUAUUUUACAGCACUAUUAAAUAUAUUAUUAUUUAUUAUGGCAAAAAUAAUUUAAACGUUUCAAAAGUUUACUUGAAUUUGAUAGAAUGAUGUCAUGCAUCUCACAUUUUAUUGAAGGGAGCAGAUCAUAGAUGAUAUAGUGAUCCGUGACUAGGCCCACGGUUCAGCCUGCAUGUGUUCAGAGGAUUAAUUGCAAAAUUUAAUAGAUAAUAGAGUAAAAGUUUUAUCAUUUGUAUGCAAUUUUAGCUUUGCCAAAGAUGAAUCUGUAUUAAUUUAUGCAGUGAACACACUCAGAAGAAUUGGACAAACUGAGGAGGAGUUUCAGCAUCUGGUAAAGCAGCUGGAAAUGGAGGAGAUCAGGGCAGCAAUGGUUAAAAAAAAUAAAAAACUCUCCAAAACAACAUUUCCUCACUAAAGCUCUCAUCUUUGACAAAGUCCAUCAUUUAUUUUAAUUAUUAUAUUGAAUUUGACUGAACAAUGGCUUGUUACAUACAGAGAGAGCAGGAGCGAAUGGAAUGGUAGGGGUUAAUUUAUUGUUCCAUGUACAUUUGAGGUUAAUGUGUGUACUGAGCUACUUUUUAGUUACAGCAGCUAUCACUGUGUUAUGAAGACAGUUGUGGCAGACAGUUUGGGAGGCAGAGACAGAUUGUGGGGGCACUAACAGGGAAAAUCUUAAACUGCUGGAAUAAAGAGUUUUAAAGGGUUGGUGAUGGAAAACUUGCAGGUCAAUGGUAUCAGUGUUUAAGGUUGGUAAACACUUGUACACUGACGCAUAUAAUACUACCCGUCUGACAUUGUCAUGUGUUAUUCAGGUGUCAAAGUAGUGAAAUGUUAAACUUUGUCCGCAAUUGUUAACCACCUCAAUCUGUAUUAUAUUUUAGGGUUUUAAAAAAUUCCCUUGCGUCCAAAUUCAUUCUUUUUUUUUAACACACUGAAUGGUGAUACACAAUAUACAUCUCGUUUUUGUUUUUAGUAGGCAUCCAAGCAAAAGAGAAUGACUCCCUGUCACAAUUAGUGUAAUUAAAGUAAAAAUUAUGUCAAAAAGCGUUUCUUAUGCUUUUUUUUUUUUUUUUCUCUCUCUCUUUUUUUGGCAGAUGCUGUGAUGACCAACUUCCGGGCAGCAGCAGAGUUUGACUCGAGGAAUGCAGUUGGGAGCAUUUUAAACAAGAAAUAAAACCAAUAAUGAAUAGUUUCCUUUAAGUUCAUUGUUGGUUGUUUUAUUUGUUCAAAUAAACAAAAGGGUUCAUCUUUUUUUUUUUUUAUGUUGUCAUUUAUCCGUAAUGUUUUAAUGUUAAGUGUGAUAACAUGCUAUUUUUUUUCUUUUAAAUAUCUUAAAUUAUUUAAAAUAUUUAUUUUUCUAUUUUUAUUUUCUUAAGUUGUUAAAAAUUCCAUAUUUUUUAUGAUAGGAUUCACACUGGAGAGAAACCGUACAAGUGUUCACACUGUGACAAAAGAUUCAGACAAUCUGGAUACCUGAAAACACACGCGAGGAUCCACACUGGAGAGAAACCGUACACAUGUCAUCAGUGCGGGAAGAGUUUCACACUAAAAGCCUGAAGACAGUGAAAGAAGAAAGACAAGAUCUGUAUGAGGUGGAGGAGAAACAUAAGGAUCAGAAAGAUCAUGAUGUCAAUGAAGAAAAAUCAGUGAGUUGCAGCAUUCAAAUAACAGACGUCAAAAGUCCUUUCAGCUGCUCUCAGUGUGGAAACACUUUCACGUGUAGCAAAAACCUUAAGAAUCACAUGUUAAUUCAUGCUGGAUUAAAGCCUUUUACCUGCUCUCAGUGUGGAAAGAGUUUUACCAGGAAAAGUCUACUUAAGGAUCAUUUGCAUAUUCACACUUCAGAAAAACCUUUCAGCUGCUCUCAAUGUGGAAACACUUUCACACGUAAACCAAAUCUUAUGAAUCACAUGUUAAUUCAUACUGGGAUAAAGCCUUUCAGCUGUUCUCAGUGUGGAAAGAGUUCUACAAAGAAAGAACACCUUAAGAAUCAUUUGGUAACUCACUCUUCAGAAAAGCCUUUCAGCUGCUCUCAGUGUGGAAAGUCUAUCGCAACUAAAGAGAGCCUUAAGACUCACAUGUUAAUUCAUGCUGGAAUAAAGCCUUUCAGCUGCUCUGAGUGUGGAAAGAGCUUUACAAAGAAAAGGCAACUUAAGGAUCAUUUGGUAAUUCACUCUUCAGAAAAGCCUUUCAGCUGCUCUCAGUGUGGAAAUACUUUCACUCGUAAAACAAACCUUAAGAAUCACAUGUUAAUUCAUGCUGGAUUAAAGCCUUUUAUCUGCUCUCAGUGUGGAAAGAGUUUUGCGAAGAAAGGACACCUGAAGGAUCAUUUGCUAACUCAUUCUUCAGAAAAGCCUUUUAUCUGCUCUCAGUGUGGAAACGCUUUCACACGUAAAGAAAGCCUUAAGAAUCACAUGUUAAUUCAUACUGGGAUAAAGUCUUUCAGCUGCACUCAGUGUGGAAAGAGUUUUAUGAAGAAAGGAUACCUUAAGGAUCAUUUGCUAACUCACUCUUCAGAAAAGCCUUUUACCUGCUCUCCGUGUGGAAAGUCAUUCCCACGUAAAGAGAGCCUUAAGAAGCACAUGUUAAUUCAUACUGGGAUAAAGUCUUUCAGCUGCACUCAGUGUGAAAAGAGUUUUACACAGAGAGGACACCUUAAGAAUCAUUUGGUAACUCACACUUCAGAAAAGCCUUUCAUCUGCUCUCAGUGUGGAAAGUCUUUCAACUAUAAAGGAAGCCUUGUGAAACACAUGAAAAUUCAUAGUGGGAAAAAGCCUUACACUGUGCCCUAA